CCGUGGACCAAUCAGGAUGGACAGCAGCUUCAAAGACUGGAGGAGGCUGAUAUCAAGUUCACAUUGACUCCUGUCGCUGUGAAGAGUGAAGAAGAUGAAGAGAAACUUAAAUCGUCAACGCUUCGUCCGAGUGAGAGGAAGAAGAACAGAGUGGACUGUGGAGGACCAGAACCAGCCAGGAACUCAGGUUCUGAUGGACGUUCACAACCAGGUCCUGAGGACAAGACUGAAGACUCUUCUGAGACUGAAGUCAGUGAGGAUGAUUGGAUGGAGACCAGGGAACCUCAGACUGGUUUAAAUACAAGAAAUAACAAACAGCCUCUAAGUGAUAUGGGAUGUAAGACAGAAAAAAAAUCGUUUACUUGCUCUGAGUGUGGUAAAAGAUUUAGCCAAAGGGGCAGUCUAAAUAUACAUAUGAGGAUUCAUACAGGAGAGAAGCCGUUUAGUUGCUCUGAGUGUGGUAAAAGAUUUAGCCAAAGGGGCAAUCUAAAUAAACAUAUGAGGAGUCAUACAGGAGAGAAACCGUUUAGUUGCUCUGAGUGUGGUGAAAUAUUUUACCAUAGGAGCAAUCUAACUAAACAUAUGAGGAUUCAUACAGGAGAGAAGCCGUUUAGUUGCUCUGAGUGUGGUAAAAGAUUUAGCGAAAGGGGCUAUCUAAAUAAACAUAUGAGGAGUCAUACAGGAGAGAAACCGUUGAGUUGCUCUGAGUGUGGUGAAAAAUUUUACCAUAGGAGCAUUCUAACUAACCAUAUGAGGAUUCAUACAGGAGAGAAGCCGUUUAGUUGCUCUGAGUGUGGUAAAAGAUUUAGCGAAAGGGGCAAUCUAAAUAAACAUAUGAGGACUCAUACAGGAGAGAAACCGUUUAGUUGCUCUGAGUGUGGUAAAAGAUUUAGCCAAACGAGCGAUCUAAAUGUACAUAUGAGGAUUCAUACUGGAGAGAAGCCGUUUAGUUGCUCUGAGUGUGGUAGAAGAUUUAACCAAAGGGGCAGUCUAAAUACACAUAUGAGGAUUCAUACAGGAGAGAAGCCGUUUAGUUAAUCGGAGUGUGGUAAAAGAUUUAAGAUUCAGUCCUAUUGUACAAGACGUGAGGAUUAAUAAAGGAGAGAAGUGAUUCAGUUGCAACCUUUUGCAAAAAAUAGUCUUAUUAGGAUUUAUCAGCAGAUGUUCAUAUUAUACAUA
Molecule: messenger RNA, 1179 nt
Organism: Limanda limanda (common dab)
Lineage: Eukaryota; Metazoa; Chordata; Actinopteri; Pleuronectiformes; Pleuronectidae
Product: oocyte zinc finger protein XlCOF19-like
Exons: 1
Coding region: 268-1038 (256 amino acids)
Cellular component (GO): nucleus
Source: RefSeq, a predicted model, not a curated record